Molecule: messenger RNA, 522 nt
Organism: Exophiala viscosa
Lineage: Eukaryota; Fungi; Ascomycota; Eurotiomycetes; Chaetothyriales; Herpotrichiellaceae
Product: Tim17/Tim22/Tim23/Pmp24 family-domain-containing protein
Exons: 3
Coding region: 1-522 (173 amino acids)
Biological process (GO): protein insertion into mitochondrial inner membrane
Cellular component (GO): TIM22 mitochondrial import inner membrane insertion complex
Molecular function (GO): transmembrane protein transporter activity
Source: RefSeq, a predicted model, not a curated record
AUGGCCUACCCUGGAUAUGGUGGCUCCGGUAUGGGCGCCGGCGGCGACACCGCAGGCAUGAGUGAACAAGAACAGCAGAUGGUCAAAUAUAUGAAAGCAGCAUCUGAAAGCUGUAUGGCCAAGUCCAUCAUGGCUGGCGCCAUGGGUGGACUCCUUGGAGGAGCCUUUGGACUUUUCAUGUCAAGUAUGGCCUACGAUACACCGCUUUCUGCGCAAGGACAACAAAUCACAUCACUUCCGGUACGAGAACAACUGAGACGUGGUCUAAAAGAUAUGGGUUCAAGGUCGUGGUCAUCGGCAAAGAACUUUGCUUUAAUAGGUGGGAUAUACAGUGGCGUCGAAUGCACAAUCGAGGGUUUCAGAGCAAAGUCAGAUCUUCAGAACAGCGCGAUGGCUGGCUGCAUAACCGGUGCAGGUUUGGCAUACAAGGCUGGACCUCAAGCCGCUCUUUUUGGUUGUGGCGGUUUUGCAGCCUUUUCUACAGCCAUUGAUGCUUAUAUGCGGAUGCCGGAGAGCGACUGA